UUUCUUCAGAGCGCCAUGGUAACGCCGGAAGCACAUGGUGGGCUACUUCCUGGCGCUUUCAUCGUCAUCAUCAUUCAUCAGCAGCGCCAUUCCAAACAUAAAAUCGGAGCUCUGUCGUUUGUGGAGUGUUGCGUUUUGUUUACGUUUUCAAUAGAAACGGUGUCAUCAAAGCACAUCUCUAUGGGCAUCGAAGAAGAUGCCAAACUUCACAGAGACUCGCCGAAUGCCAUAGAGGCCCGUGGGGCUAGAGAUCGGGGCAGGGAGAGAGAAAAGAGGCACAGAUCCCGUUCUCGAAGUAAAGAACGUCGGAAGCGGUCGAGGAGCAGGGACAAGAGGUCAAGGUCUCGAAGUCGAGAGAGGAAGAAAGAUCGCAGAGGGGAGAAGGCACGAGAUGGAAAGGGUAGAGAGAAACGAAAAGACAAGAAAGACGAGAAACAAGACAAGUCAUUAAGGACUUCAGAUAAAAGAGAGGGGGAACUUGACGAUGAGGGAAACAAGCUGAAAAAAGAACCCCUUUCUUUGGAAGAAAUAAUGGCUAAGAAGAAAGCUGAAGAGGAGGCACGAAGUAAGCCCGUGUUCCUGACCAAGGAAGAACGUGCAGCGGAAGCUCUACGACGAAGGCAAGCGGAGACAGAGGAACAGCGGAGAAAAAUGGAAGAAGAAAGGAAAAAGCGGCAACAGUUCCUAGAAGUGGCAAAAAGAGCUAUGGAGGAGUCUCUAGAGCGUCCUGACAGGCGAGAUCGUCGGGACCGCAGGGACCGAGACAGGGACAGAGGUGGAGGAGACGAUGACGAAGAAGAUAGGGAUAAGAUACGUGAACAGAAAGACAAGGAGAAAGAGUUUGAAGCUAUUAAGGAACGCUACUUGGGAUUGAUGAAGAAAAAAAGGCGCGUAAGGCACCUUAACGAUCGCAAGUUUGUUUUUGACUGGGAUGCAUCUGAGGACACUGCAGUGGACUACAACCCAAUCUACAAGGAGAAACACACUGUGCAGUUCUUUGGAAGGGGUCACGUUGGUGGCAUCGACCUCAAGGCCCAAAAAAAAGAGCAGUCAAAGUUCUAUGGGGAACUGUUGGAGAGGAGACGUACACAGGCAGAGAAGGACCAGGAAGUUCUUCGUUUGAAAAAAUUGAAGAACAAGGAGGAGAAGCAGAAGUGGGACGACCGUCACUGGUCUCACAAGUCUCUGGAGGAGAUGCAAGAACGUGAUUGGCGCAUUUUCCGCGAGGACUUCAACAUCACCAUUAAAGGUGGUCGCAUCCCCAAUCCUCUGCGCUGCUGGAUGGAGUCCAAUCUGCCGUCUUCAAUCCUUGACAUCAUUGCUGAGCUUGGAUAUAAGGAUCCAACUCCUAUCCAGAGACAGGCCAUACCCAUAGGCCUGCAGAAUCGUGAUAUUAUUGGUGUUGCAGAAACUGGCAGUGGAAAAACGUUGGCAUUCCUUCUCCCUCUUCUCAUGUGGAUCACAUCAUUACCGAAGAUAGUCAGGCAAGAGGACGCUGACCAGGGCCCUUAUGCCAUUAUCAUGGCACCCACACGUGAGCUGGCACAACAAAUCGAAGAGGAAACAACAAAGUUUGCAAAGGUGCUGGAGAUUCGUACAGUGGCUGUCAUCGGAGGUCUCUCGAGAGAGGAACAAGGCUUUCGUUUACGACUUGGCUGUGAGAUUGUUAUUGCAACACCUGGCCGUCUCAUUGACGUCCUGGAGAACCGGUACCUUGUGCUGAGUCGCUGUACCUACAUCGUCCUGGAUGAGGCAGACCGCAUGAUAGACAUGGGCUUCGAGACUGAAGUGCAGAAGAUCCUGGACUUCAUGCCGGUGACUAAUCAGAAACCAGAUACAGAGGAGGCAGAAGAUGAAGAAAAACUGUUGGCAAAUUUUGCUUCCAAGCACAAGUACAGGCAGACUGUGAUGUUCACCGCUACCAUGCCCCCAGCGGUGGAACGUCUUGCCCGCUCCUAUCUGCGACGUCCAGCAAUUGUAUACAUUGGCUCAAUUGGAAAGCCAGUGGAGCGCGUGGAACAGGUGGUCUUCCUUCUCACAGAGUCUGAGAAGAGAAAGAAGCUGAUCGAGAUACUCAACAAAGGCGUUGAACCGCCAGUCAUCAUCUUCGUUAACCAGAAGAAGGGAGCUGAUGUGCUCGCCAAAGGCCUGGAAAAAAUGGGCUUCAAUUCCUGCACACUUCAUGGUGGAAAAGGUCAAGAGCAGCGUGAGUAUGCUCUGGCAAGUCUUAAGAGCGGUGCCAAGGACAUGUUAGUGGCGACAGAUGUGGCCGGGAGAGGUAUCGACAUCCGUAACGUCUCCAUGGUCAUUAAUUAUGACAUGGCAAAGUCCAUUGAAGACUACACUCACCGUAUCGGCCGUACUGGUCGUGCUGGACUUCAUGGAAAGGCUGUGUCCUUCCUCACGAAGGAGGACUCGCAUCUGUUCUACGACUUGAAGGCACUGAUGUUGAGCAGUCCUGUAUCCACGUGUCCUCCAGAACUUGCCAACCAUCCAGACGCACAACACAAGCCAGGAACAGUUGUCACGAAAAAGAGACGGGAGGAAAAGAUAUUUGCAUAAUGAGUCAUGAUGAGUUAAGUAUGAGCUGUAUUCAAUUCAAUAAAACAUUGAAAGUUUUA
Molecule: messenger RNA, 2621 nt
Organism: Ornithodoros turicata
Lineage: Eukaryota; Metazoa; Arthropoda; Arachnida; Ixodida; Argasidae
Product: probable ATP-dependent RNA helicase DDX23
Exons: 18
Coding region: 16-2562 (848 amino acids)
Biological process (GO): mRNA splicing, via spliceosome
Cellular component (GO): catalytic step 2 spliceosome
Molecular function (GO): RNA binding; ATP binding; RNA helicase activity
Source: RefSeq, a predicted model, not a curated record